AUGGUGCGAAUCUUAGCCAAUGGGGACAUUGUACAAGAUGAUGACCCUCGAGCCAGGGCUAGUGCCCCCUUUCGGAACAUCACUUCUCGGCAGAACUUUUUCACCAGAGGAGAAGGCCAACUUCAUGGGGGGCCUGCCCCAAACAUCCAUCACCUGGGGCCCAGGCCAGGUGCCCAUCGCUCCCCAUUCUCUGACAUCAACCAGCAGCUGGUGAACCUGGGCUUCCCUCUGUGGCACUUGGGGGACCAGGUGGUGGAGCCCGUGAUGUCCAUUCUUCUUCUGUUCUUGGUCAUGAUGCUGGGAGUUCGAGGGCUACUGCUGGUUGGCCUUGUCUACAUGGUCUCCCAGCUGAGCCUUCGAUGA
Gracilinanus agilis (Agile Gracile Mouse Opossum) is the source of this 363-nucleotide messenger RNA. It is a transcript of the gene FAM241B, whose product is annotated as family with sequence similarity 241 member B. The transcript has 2 exons. NCBI's taxonomy places the organism in Eukaryota, Metazoa, Chordata, Mammalia, Didelphimorphia, Didelphidae. Gene Ontology annotation, cellular component: intracellular membrane-bounded organelle. The coding region runs from base 1 to 363 and encodes 120 amino acids. The record is from RefSeq and is a predicted model, not a curated record.